Molecule: messenger RNA, 1596 nt
Organism: Eremothecium gossypii ATCC 10895
Lineage: Eukaryota; Fungi; Ascomycota; Saccharomycetes; Saccharomycetales; Saccharomycetaceae
Gene: TRM44
Product: tRNA (uracil) methyltransferase
Exons: 1
Coding region: 1-1596 (531 amino acids)
Biological process (GO): tRNA methylation
Molecular function (GO): tRNA (uridine) methyltransferase activity
Source: RefSeq, marked provisional
AUGACGUUCGAGUUCUGCGGUGGCGAAAGCAGCAUCCUGGGAGGAGCAUGGGUCUGUAUCUACCAGACAGCGGAAGAUGUGGGCUUCCAGCGGGAGCACUUUGAACAGGCGAUGGACAACGUGAUACGUCAUCCGAACAUAAACUCAACGGUGCUGCUCAGAGCGGACAUCGUGGCGGAAAGGGAGUACGACUGCCGGACAGGGGAGGCGGUGCGGGACGGCAAUUGCGGCGCCGCGGCGGACGUGGCAGAAGGCAUGCUGUCGGUGGGGCUUGAGGACGUGGCAGCGCGCAGCGUGCACACGGAGCUUGACUUGGCGGUGAAGCUGGAGUUUGUGCGGCGCCUGGUUCCGCGCAACCCGUACAAGGACGCACUGAUCAACCAGACGUGUCUGGUGCUGAACACGCGCGAGCCGUCCGAGACUGCGCUGGUGGUGUACUUGCCGCACUUCAGCGAGCGCGAGGACUGCCCGUUCUACAUUCCGCCGGUGGCGGCAGUGGGCAUCCUUCUGCAUGGCGGGCGGCUGUCCGUGCACUACAUCCCGUUUGCAGGCGAGGGCGCGGCGCUCGCGGACGAGGGACAGCGGGCGGUGCGCACGGCGCGGCGCCUCCUCCAGACGGCGGAGAAGCACUCGAAAGGUUGCAUGAAUGGGUAUACGAAGCGGGUGGAGCACGACGUAGUGGUGGACAAGGUUCUAUUCCAGGAGCGCUACAUACAACUCAAGAAAAAGUACUCGCAGUGGCUGGUCGACAACUGGGCAGAGAGCACGGACCCCCGCAAGCAUGUGUUCGAGGACAUCGCGAUCGCGGCGUUUCUAAUCGAGUUGUGGAGCAAGAUCUACGGCCAGCACGCGGAAGACAAGUUUCGGUUCUGCGACAUGGGGUGCGGCAACGGCGUGCUGUGCUACAUCCUGCUCAUGGAGGGCUACGCGGGCGAAGGCAUCGACGCCCGCCGGCGCAAGUCGUGGGGCAUGUUUCCCGAGAACGUGCGCAGCUGCCUCAAAGAGCAGCUGGUAAUUCCAUCCCUGCUGCUGCGUCCGCACCCCGAGAUACGCAAGAUGGCCUCGCACAUGGAGCACAACGGCGGCUUUUUUCCCGUCCACGUCAGCUCCUCUCAACUGAUGGCGCCCGCCACCAUCGUAUAUUCCGCGGCGGACCUGAUCACCUCACCGCAGGUCAAUAUUGCAGAAUUCCCUCCCAAUACGUUUCUCAUAGGCAAUCACUCGGAUGAGCUGACCUGUUGGAUUCCGCUGUUGGGCCAGCCGUUCAUGGUCAUCCCGUGCUGUUCACACAACUUCCAUGGAGCCCGCGUGCGCUACCGCCCGUCCCGCGAGUCCGCCACCAGGCUAGGUAACAGCACCUACGCCGGCCUCGUCGACUACGUGGAGUACCUGGCGAAGGCUGUUGGCUGGGAGACCGAGAAGGAGAUGCUGCGCAUACCUAGCACCAGGAAUGCGGCAAUAAUAGGCUACAAGAAUCCCGCGCUGGGCCAGUUUCCGACGCAACAGGUCUAUGAUGAAGUGCUAAAGAAUGGUGGAGCAGAAGGUUGGAUUCAAAGUGCAACGGCGUUGCUGAAAGGCACACCUAAGUCACACUAG